UAUGACUAGUUGAUCUUUGCAAUUUGUGUCUUAGAAGUCACUAAAAAAAAAUCAUCUGAGAGAAUGCUCAUUGAGGCCAGCUAUGUGUUUGAUCUUGUCUCUCUAUCAGAAAGGACAAUUUCAGCUUAUUACUCCAGAUUUUAUCUUUGGAGCUCUGAGAAAAACUGGUUGUCAGAGGCCUUGGCUAUAAGAGUUUGACAGAUCACAUGGAAGUCUGAGCCCUUUUAAUCUUCUGUCUCAGGGUCCUUCCUUCCCUUUCAAGGUCUCUGGUGGGCUUGGUGCCUUAUCAGGAAUGAUUUGCCAGCUUGCUUUGCAGACCAAGUACCAGUUCCAGGCCUUCUGACUCUCUAGAAAGGUCCAAUGUAGGGCUGCAUGAGACAUGGAAAACCAACCCUCGAUAUGGGUUCAUAAAUUUUGAGAGGGGCGAAAAGUCUUCUCUGCCUAGGUCACUUCUUUGCCUUGAUUUUCCAUAGUUUGAGCUAUAGCGGAAUGAAUAGGAGACAAGAGCUCAAGUCCUGGCUCAAGUCACCAACCCUGUGAUCAUUGGCCUCUCUGGGCCUCUUUCCCCAGCUGUAAAUGAAGGGCUGACUGUCACAGCUUCAUUCUCUUGUUCUGAGUUAAGUAAUUCAAUGUGCAGCAUAAAAAGGCUUCAUAACAAGUCAGUAAAAUAUGUUACAGAUGUCAGUGCUUAUUGAUGUACAUUCAAUUUGGCUCCACAAGGAAACUUUCUGGAUUCUGUAUGGAGUGCCUACUCUGUCAUCAAUAGCUUUAGUUCUUGGCAAAGUUGAUCAUUGUCUACAGAGGCUUUCCUAGCAUCCUUUUCGUAUUUAUUCAUGUAAUCUUCCCAUGUUUAGUCUUAUACAUAUUACUGGAAGCUUUGGUGAUUCUUGAACAUUCCUUUUAGAAAGUUCUGGUCAGAUUUGUUUACGAGUAUUUAGAACUGAUUACUCAGAGUAAUGAUUUGAACUUUCAGUGCUGCCUGUGGAUCCAUUUCCCAAUAAAAUCCAGAACUACAGAGGUGAUUAUUUACGAUAAGUGAGGUUGAACUUGCUUGCUAGAACUCAGGAUGGUGGAGAACUCUUGAGAGUAUCUUGGUAGGUAAACCCUAAAGCAGGGCUGUUAAAACUUCACACACUGCUUUGGGAAUAAAAGGAGUGAAGAUGAGUGAGGAGCUUCUGUGAGUGGUUUAUGAAUUUAAAGCCUGACAUCUUUUGUGCAUUUUUGUUUGUUGGAAUUAUUACCCUGUUCUGAGAAAUUUUUUAGGUGUUUCCAAGACACUUGAGGAUUGUCGCAUACUUUCCUAUUCUUGGCACUUCAGAUGACUGCUAUUCUGUCUCCCUAACUUUUCAUUAGAAUUAACUGCAAGUGAAAGAAUCCCACUUGAGCAGAGGCAUAACUUGUAGGAGUUAUUUUACAUAACCAUAGGUAGAAUCAGCUGAGGAGACACUAGAACUGAAAACUGCCAAAACAUCCUCCAACUUUCAAUGGCUUUUUGCAAAAAUGAAGUUUUUUUCUUCAUAUAGCAAUUCACUGUGGUUUUUCCUGCUUUGGCUACCUUUAGUGUUUCAAAGACCCAAGCUUCCUCUGCCUUUUAGCUCCUCUUCUAUUCUGAAUUUUGUCCUGUAGUUUGGGAAAGAGAUUGGAGGAUCUUAUGUAGUAGGUUUUUGUUGGUCAGGUCUUAAAGUGGCUGAUCUCACUCUGUCUUCAUUCCAUUCAAUUAUAAUGGGUUUUGGCCCCACCUAUGAGUAAAGGAUGCUGGGAAAUAUCAUCUGCCUGACUGGGGGGGGGGUGAAAUAAAACAGUUUGGUGAGAACACCUAGAUAAUUUGAAUGACAUAGGAUUUCAAAGGAUGUGAAGAUUGUGCCUGUUCCCUUGGCUUCCCUCCUAUUAUGGCAAGGCUCAUGGCCACUGAAGAAGGAUUGACCUGUCCUUUGACUGGCUCUAAAUAGAAACUCUUAAGAGUAACAGCCUGCUUCAGAUCAUGUGAACAACCUGAGGCAAUCACUGGUGACUGAAUGGGUGGAAUGACGUAGAAUAGAGAGGUAGCCACUGGGCCCCCACCUUGCCUGGUUGCUCUCCAAGAAGGGGCUUUAUUGUUACCUCUUCUGGCACCACUAAAAGGGUCCAACUCUUUUUGCUCUUCCUAUUAUGGAAAAUUCACUGCAGUUUUGUAGUCAUCUUUCCAGCCCUCCUUACCAUAACUAUACCAAAUGACUGCAUUUUGUUGAGUCUGUGAUUUCUAACGUGCUAUUAUUUUAUGUACCACUGGAAAAAAAGGAGAAAAAUCAGGCUCCAAAUAAAAUGACACAAUGCUAAGAUCCCACCCAUUGUAAAAUGUAUCUGUCUUACUUUUCUUGUUGCUAAGACAAAAUAUCCACCAUCCAAAGUUCAAAGAGGAAAGGUUUCUUGUAGCUCACAGUUCAUAGAGUUUUCAGUCCAUAAUCAGCUGACUGCAAGGCAAGAUAGCAUGACAGAGGAGUAUCACAGAGGAGAAACAGUUCAUGGCAGGCAGAAGGGAACAAAAGCAGAAAGCAGCAAAUGACACAUCAACUGGACCCUUCUUUCUGUCUCUUAUGUUCUAUCCCUAAGGGCAUGUAGCACUCAUGCCCAGGAUGGGCUUCCCAUUAUCCAUAUCCAGAACUAUGCCAAGCCAAUCAGUGGACUAACUUAGGCAUCACACACUUAAUCCCAACAUCACACAGUCUAGAUCCAGUCACCUAUGAAAAGCCCAUCUAUGACCACAUGAGGCUUUGGGGAACAGCUAGACAUAAGCUGUAGCAGCAUCCUAAUUUCUAAGCUGUCAAAAUGUAAAAAGUAGUUUUUAGAACUGAUAAAAGGUGGCAUUUAUUACCCUACAACAAGCUGUAUACUCUCAUGCCUGGUACCACUGCUCAUUUUGUUUGUUUGUUUCUUUUUUUAUCUUUUUGAAACAGCGUCUUGAUAUGCAGAUUAGGUUGGCCUUGAGCUUACUUUGUAGCCUAGGCUGGUCAAGAAUUUGCAAUGGUCCUCCUGCCUCAGCCUCCCUAGUGCUGGGAUUACAGGCAUGCACCACCAUGCCUACCUUCUCAUUUUGUUUCUUAAAUCCAUCCUAGUUAAAAGAAAAUAAUCUUAGGUCAGGUGGUAAUCAGACAAAUUCACCUCCUGCCUUUUUAAUCUUUAACAGUCUUUCCCCCCUUUUCAGCCGCUCUCUGCUAAUCAUUACUUUAACAAAAGCUUCAUGAAGCAGGUUAUUUAUGAAGAAAAUGGUUUAUUUUGCUUACAAUUUUGGAGGCUGGAAGUCGAAACAACAUGGUGCAGACUCUGGGAAGGGAUAUGUGACUGAUGACAACAGAGAGAGAGAGCUCAAAGGAUGAGGCCACAUGGAGAGGCAGGAAGCCAGAGAGAGACUGGUGGGGGGAGCAGGCUCAGUUUUUUAUAACAACUUCCUCUCGUGAGAACUCACUCUGGGGGACCAGCAUUUCCUUCUGAGGACAACAACAUAAGGACCCAGUGACCUAUGGCCUUCCUAUCAGGCCCACCUCUUCAAGAUUCAUAUCACCUCCCAACAGCAACAGUAUGGAGACUAUGCCUCCAGCACAUGGCUCUUUGAGGGGACCAAAGAACCUCCAAGGCACAGCACUAUCCUUCCUUUCUCCUUUCAUUCUAGUGUUAGCGUAUGUUACAAUGAAUUGUGCACUGAUAGGACCCUUGUCCUCAGAGGACUUACAGUGUCGGGUAGUGGGGCAGUAGGGCAUGGAGCGACAAGCAUAUAAUCAAAGGAAUAAGUGAGAAUUAUAGCUCCUGUUAUUAAGGUGUACAGGGCACUGUGGGUCCCCAUAUUGAGGGAAUGAUCAAUUCUAUUUUGAAGGGUGAGAAUGAUUAUGAUGCUUACUCUUAAGAUGAUUAUGUCAUUUUGAUAGAAUAUGCAAACCAGGCACUUAGAAGGCUGAGGCAGGAGGUCCACUGGUGAGUUCAAGAACCUAUCUCAAAAAAUGAAAAGAAAAAACAAAGUGUACAUUCUCUUUUGAGUGUUAAUAGGUAAUUAUUUCCGUAGAUACUUGAUAAUAAUAACUAAAUAGAACACAUUAUUUUCCAAAGCGUAUUUAAGUCACUUUGUAUUGAACUUCACUUUCAAGAGGCACAUGUGGGCUCCUUUUCUUUGGGAAAACAUUAAUGAGUAGUCUGAAAUGGCUUUUGUGGAGACAAAGUGAGGAGAUAAUGAGGUUUAUCCUAUUGUGGAGGCAAGCUGCAUUUUAAAAAAAUAUUAAUUACUUACCUUUCAGGGGAUUCUGUUUUAGACUUUAGUGGCUGCUCUAAAUCACAUGCCACAGCAGGCAGGAGGGCUUGGAGCAGCUACAGAGAGCAGUGCUAGUGAGAUUCCAGGAACAGAAUUUGGAGAAAAUGUGGGUGAGGCUGUUUGGAUCUGGAGAACAGUCAUGACAAGACUUUUCCUCGGUGGGGCCCAGAGCCAGGGCAGUGCAGGAUCCUCGUCUCUUAAGCAAUGAUUCCAGCCAAGGUUGAGCCCAUGAGAAAACAGCAAGACUCGGAGAAGGAAAGAGAUUUGUUUGUGGUUCAUAGAGAGGUCACCAGAGAGAGCCAAUGUCAGUUUGUUCGAGCUUUAAAGCGUACUUAAGGAGUCAGGGGAAAAAAAAAAUCCGGAUUUAAACUGUUCUCUUGUCUGGUUUAUGAACUGGCUGAAAAUGAGCACCAAACUAUUCAACAUUUUCCCCCCAGGCCAGAGCAAGCUUUUGGCAGUGGUCGUGGUCAGGGGGAUGGGUAGCUCCUAUGAAUUUACCGCAUCACUGGGGACAGGAGCCUUAUAGAGUGGGCUUUUCAUUGGUCCCCUAAGAGAAGAGAGCUCCAAGAAGCUUCUGUGGAGGAAAGAAAGGAUGAAACUGCUGUGUAAAUGAGUAUGGAAGAUUAUGAUUUCCUGUUCAAAAUUGUUUUAAUUGGCAACGCCGGUGUGGGGAAGACGUGCCUAGUCCGACGAUUUACUCAGGGUCUUUUCCCCCCAGGUCAAGGAGCCACAAUUGGAGUUGAUUUUAUGAUUAAGACAGUGGAGAUUAAUGGUGAAAAAGUCAAGCUCCAGAUCUGGGACACUGCAGGUCAAGAGAGAUUUCGGUCCAUUACCCAGAGUUAUUACCGAAGCGCCAAUGCCUUGAUCCUUACCUAUGACAUUACCUGUGAGGAAUCCUUCCGUUGCCUUCCUGAGUGGUUGCGGGAGAUAGAACAAUAUGCUAGCAACAAGGUCAUCACUGUAUUAGUAGGCAACAAGAUUGACCUGGCUGAAAGAAGAGAGGUCUCGCAGCAGAGAGCUGAAGAAUUCUCAGAAGCCCAGGACAUGUAUUAUCUGGAGACUUCAGCUAAGGAAUCUGAUAAUGUGGAGAAACUCUUCCUCGACUUAGCAUGCCGACUCAUCAGUGAGGCCAGACAGAAUACACUGGUGAACAAUGUAUCCUCACCUUUACCUGGAGAGGGAAAAAGCAUCAGCUAUUUGACUUGUUGUAAUUUCAACUAAAGGCUGAAGCGAGGAAAAGCAAAAGGAAUCAGCGGCUGCCUUGAUGGGCCACAAGUUGCUGGAGAGAUCUGGCAAUGACUGUGGCUCCGGUUCUCGGACCUUCUGACUCCUGUGGGCUCCUGAGCUUACAAAGCGUGGCAGGCCAAGGGCCUUGUCCACAGGCCGGCAUUAGCAGAACAUAUAAUGGUUUCACCCUUUUGCAGUCUGGAGUUGGAGCAAGGAGAAAAUUGCACUAGGCACUCCAUGAUCUGCAAGCAUGUUGCUUUUGUUUUUUUAAAAAGCAAAUAAAAGCGCAUUCCUGACACAGCCCAGGGGGAAAUGUACUGUAGGGAUCCCUCCUGCACGUUAGUGGGUGCAUGUGGGGCUGUUCUUCAAGGGCUUCAGUGGUAAUCUUCUAGUGGCCCUGGUGUUCUUGUCUACCAGAUAAACCGAAACUGGGAAGGCAAGCACUAUCUCUAUGGUACAUACUGAUGACCCCAUGGAGAUUCUGAAAAGUGUUAUUUCUUUUGUCCAUAGGCACUUUCAAAAACUUUGGGAUGUAAAAAUGAAUUGAAACCUUUACCCAUGACCAACAGUAACAAUCAUUGUUUUAAUAAUAAUUUCAAGCUCCAUGACUCCUUUUGGUGCUAAUGAUUCCACUACUUCACAGACCAAACAUUUUAGUAUAAUGUCCUUAAAUGUAUUACCUAGAAUAAAAAUAAUGGGGGAAGUCCAUGAAUCAGAACUCUUUCAAAGUCUCAUUACUACUUUUCUCAAGUAGAUUUGUUGGAAAAGACAGUAUGUUUUCUUUCAUGUUCCCCUUUAAGUCUCUAGAUUUUCUUCUAUUCUCUCAUCUUUCCUGACCUUUAAGGAAACAAAAGUUUGAAAAAUUAAAAAAAAAAAGUUUGUUGAUAUUCUAAAAUAAAAAAUUAGUUCUAAGACAUUAUGAGUGAGAAAACAGACCAGAUAUGACCAAAUACUGUGGAUUAAUGGACUGCAAAGCAGGGUUUGAAGCAGAGCACAGUCCUUGAUAACAGGUCACAUCUUUUACUUCCUGGUACUAGCCUUCUUGGAUAAACCAAGACUUAGGAUUUUAUAGAUAUUUUUAGUAUGAAAGUGAGAAUUAGCAGCAGAUAAAGUCUCACAAACAUUUUUGUAUCUUCAUAACAUUAUAAAAGUUCUGCUUGUAGAAGCACGUUGAGCAUCAUGGAUGAUCUCUUUAUAAUGGUACUCUUAGACUCAUGACCGUACAUGCUUUCCUGUUUCUCUUUUUUCCUCUAUUUCCUAGUCUCUCCUUUUGGUCCUUCUUUCUUACCCUCCUACCUCCCUCCCAUCUUGAUUCGCAUGCAUUACUGCAAAUCUCCAAUUCAAAUGGAGGUAUAUAUAUGCCUUUUCUUAGCCAAUUUUAAAACAGGAUCAAAAUGGAAGAUGUGCUGCUGAAUAUGUGUUCAUUUCUUCAGUGCCAUACUUUGAAUUCUUCCAAUUUGUUCACUGAAAUAAAUGAAAAUUGAGAAAAUAAUUAAACCUGUAUGCUUUUGAUGCUAUCAGAUGUUUCUGUAGCUUGCUGCUUAGCAUAAAUGGGAGGUGAGUAAUAAAAUUUGGAUGAUAUGUGAUUCUGCUGUUGCUGUAGAUGGUGACAAUCUCAGACCUGAUAUAUUGAUGUUUGAAAGCUAUUUAAUGUAAUUAUAAAGUAAUGAGUCAUAGUUCAUGGAACUGAUAAAGCAUUUUCAACCCUUCUGUAGCAGAUUCCAGAAUGACCAAUCUUUUGCAUAGGGGAUUAUAUAUAUUGUUUAGGGACUGAUACUUCUAAUUGGCCUCAUUGUGUUUUCCUGGUUGUGUGGGAAAAAGGAAAGAGAUCCCAGAAGCUAGAAUUGUCUUUCUUUUAGAAUCUAUCUCUGUAGGAAAGAAAAAUCAUCUUAAUGAAAGCCAAAAUAAUUUAUAAGUAUUACUGCUUUCUCUUCGCCAUCUUUUCUACUAAGCCAACAGCUAAAGGUAUCAGAAAAUAAUCAAGGGAGCAGAGAAACUUACCUUUUUAAACUGAGGAAAUGUCCUAAAGUUUAAAUUUAUUAUUUUUUCAGGGCAAAAAUCCAGCGUGUCCACCAUAGGAUGACCCAAAUUUAUCUCACAUCCACAAAUGUGUUAAAAAUAAGACCACUUUUGUGAAUGUAAGAGGGCUUUGUUAGAUUGAAUUAAUUAGUUGUAAAAUAAUAGCUUAAAGGACACACUUGCGGUCUGGGAUUCUUACUCCCUAACACUUGACUCCCUCUACCUUUGGGCAGACUCACAAAGAGGUUAGAGAGUUCUGUUCUUGGCCCCAUUAUUUUUUGUUACUCCUUCUAGUCAUUCUGUCAUUUAGAGUCACUCACCCAUGGUCCAUCUGAGGGACUCGUAAGAAUGUGAAACUUUAUUCUUUUUUUUCUUAGUUACAUGGAUUUCAGAAUUAGCGUUAUGCACACUGGUCUAUUGAUGUAUCUCAAGUUGAUAACAAACCCUGACAAGGUUGUAGGUGCAAUGUAUAUCUGCUAAGUAAAUGAUCUUGUGUCAAGUGGGGCUUUUUUUUUUUUUUUUGAUUAAACAGAAAUUCCUUCAAGUAGUAUCUGAGGUGACACUAAAUGAAGUCAUCUUAACCAAGCGCAGGACUUAAACUUAUUCGUUCUUGUCAGGGCAUUAUUUGCUGAAAUAAGUCUUUAGAUAAAGACAAAGUCUGGUGGAUGAAAAAAAUGAGUUGCUUUAUCAUAAUUUAGUUGAGCUUGAUCUGACAAAAACAGUUAUAGCCUGUAACUUUUUCUAUUUGGGGUAUGAUCUUUUCUUGUUUUAAAAAAGUUAAUUAUAUGGCAAAACAUGGUUCAGUUUCCAGUGAAAACACAUAUCUGUGUUAUAGAGUAAUGCUUUAAAAAAUCUAUGAAAUCAUGUAAUUUGCUGAUAUUAAUGAUAAUAUGGCUUUGUAGAUUGACAUUCAAAGGAUUUUAUGCUUUCUCUUUUGCCUAUGCAACCUGUAUGAUCCUGUAUGUUUUUACUAGGUCUGUUGAAUUGUAUUAACAUUUAAUUUUUUAUUGUAUAGAGCCAGUUAUCUUUUCUAUAGAUUGUUUAGGUUAACCAUUGGCUUUUCCUGGCCUUUCCUUCUCCCUGUCUACUAGCCAUUUUAUGUUAACAUCUCUUCCUGAGUAAAGUGGUAAGAAAAUAACUAAAAAUGAGUGGAUUUACUAGACAAUGUGUCAAAUUUGGAUUUAGAGUUUGGUAAAAUAGAAACCACUGAGCAAAAUAAAAUCUUUGGAUUUGGUUAUUUUAAGCAGUUUGGACUUUUUGGAGGAAGGGAGCAGACCCAACAGAGGACCGGAUUCUUAUUUUUCUUCUUCUGUUGAACAUAUUUCUUGAAAGGACCCCUAUGACUCCAUAGUGUAAGGUGGAUGAUUUACUUUAUCUACCUUUUAAACUAUCCCAUAAUCCCUCAGGCCCAACAUCAAGUUUUAGUUAAUAACUCAUUCUGAACAAAUAAUCAGAUGUAAACUCUUUGAACUGUUCUUCUGAUUAUAAUAAAACAUCUUUUAAUAGACUCAACCAGAAUGAGAUGUCAUAAUCAUCACAUGAGACUAAUGACCUUAAAAUAGAUAUUUCUUAAUUCUAUAGAAUUCUGUACUUUAUAGUCAUAAAUACUUAAUGAAUAACUUCCUCAUUAGCAUCUGGAAGAGUUCUUUUUUUCGAAAAAAUUUUUGGUGAUCACCAGGGAUCAAACUCACGACCUCGCACUUGGCAGGCAGGCACUUACGCCACUGAGCUAAAUCCCCAGUCCGAUGGUGGUGUUUAAAUGUAGUUGGUUAUUUACUUUUUCCAACUAUAGUAUUCAUAAGUGUUUUUUGAUGUAACUGUUGUAAUACUUAUGAGGUUUAACUAGAUAGUGAACAGGAAUGAACAUUUACAAUUUAUCCUUCUGACAAAAUAUAUUCCAUUUAAACAGUAUAGUUAAACACCAAUUUGGGAAUAAAGGAAGAUGUAUAUACUUUUCUUCUUUUUGGAUUUCAUUUCUGACAUGAGCCUAUUUGUGUUUGAAAGGAAAGCUGUCUUCCCUUGUAUUAUACGCACUGGUAAUUUCUUUAUACUCAAUUAUUCCUUCAAGCCAUUAAUCUAGUAAUGUUAAGGGAGAUGCACAUUUCAUCUCCUUUCAUCUCCUGUGAUGUUAGAAUGUUAUACUCACUCUUGGGGCCAUAUAUUGAAAUUAAAAACAAAUUGAGGCGUAAUAGCCUGGUAAAGGAAUUUAAAUUUUAAAAUAUUUGAAAAAUGCAGGAAGGAUUUUGUGAGACUUAAUCUGGAAGAGAUGAAUAUAAUAAGUACAUUACAGCAAGAGGCUCUGUAGCUCAAAGAAAUGGAAUGAGGCUUACUGAGUGGAGGACACAGAGCCACAGGUUUAGUUCCCAUAUCAGGAGGAACCUUCUCAAAAUAUUAGGGGCUUAUGGAUAGUAUCACCUCAAGUAAUAGUCUGUGUCAAGCAGAGAGUAGAUAGGAAAGAAUUUGGCAGAGAAUUAGAGAGGAUACAAGUGUUGGCUGAGGAUAGGACUGCAUGACUUAUUACCUUAAAAUUACAUGUUAAAGGACUUUGUUGCUCAUAACAUAUUCAGUUAAGCAUCUGUUGACCAAUAGCUACUAAUUUUUUAAAAAGGGCUUUGCUUUCUUGCCACAUCCUUCAGGGAAGAUGUGGAUUAUUAGGCCAAGAGACUGGUCUGCCAUUAAAUCAUAAGCAGAGAUUACUAUGCCAGUCCACUCAAUGUCUUGAAGAGAUCACAAACUAUUUCUAGAGCUGUUUUUUUUUCUUGAAGUCAUCAUAAUGAUAGAAAUUAAAUAUUAAAAUUUAUUCACCUCAGUUUAAUGAAUAAUGAUGUCUCUUCAGGAUAGGUCUUUGUAGCAGAGCAGAAUCUUCUAUUAAAGAUCCCACAAAUAAACAUGAAGUUUUUACAGCUCCCAUGACACAGGCUGGUGGAUUAUUGACAGAAAGCAGACCUCAAGAUCUAUUUUAGAAAACUCCUAAGACACUCAAUGGGUUUCCCUAAUUCUCUUGAGAGUACAUUGAAAAGAACUGAGUCUAAAUCGUUUCAUGUGGAGAGUAAUAAAACACAGGUGUAGCAUUUGAUUUUUUUUCCUCACAGGGCUGGGGAAAAAAACCCAGUUACAGUGCUUGCCUUGUACGUGCUAGACAAGCACUAUAACUGAGCUACACUCCCAGACCUUUAAAUUAAAAAUGAGAAUCUAAAGUAAUUUUUGCUAAUAAAGUCUGUGAUCCAGAUGAUUCCACCUGCAAAAUAAUUUGCAUUCUUGCUUGGCUGAUACAUGAUUUUCAUUAGUCUUUUUUUUUUUUUUUUUUUUUUUUUUUUUAAGUCAUUGGUCUGAAUACUUGAGUUUGGGGAAGAUUUGCUCUAACUGUGUUGGAAAUAGUCACAUUACACAGGCUAACCACUUCCUGAAGUUGUAUGAGUCAAAGUUUUACUUUCUUACUAAUUUAAAGAAUUUCUGGAGGUUCUGUUUUCUAAUUCUUGGAAUAUUCUUUGGUAGCUGGUGACUGACAUUUCAGAAUGAUGCAGGGAAAUAGAAGGGCAGACACUAAUUUAGGUUGCACAAACUAUCUGUGACUUCAGACAAAGCACAAUAUCUUGAGCAUUGGUUUUCUCAUCUAUGACUUGAUAGAAUUAUGAAAUUCAGUUAAAUAAAUUGAAAGAACAGUGCUCAGUAAACAGUAAGGACGUCAAUAUCAGUUCUUUUUUCCUUAAUUAUGAAAAGAGUUUGGAGCUGGAUGUGGUGGCAUGCACCUGUAAUUCCUACUAUUUGAGAGGCUGAAAUGGGAGGAUCACUUUGAGACCAACUUGGCAACACAGCAUGAUGCCAUCUCAAAAUGUAUACAUACAUUUUGCACAAUCUGGUGCAAAUACAGUUACUUGAGGGACAAAAGAAAGACUUUUCUGGCUUCAAAGAAAAGAGCUCCAUUUUUGGAAGGGUUCCUUAAAAGGAAGUCAUUUAGGGCUGGGGAUUUAGCUCAGUGGUUUAAGCGCCUGGCUGGCAAGCACAAGGUUGUGAGUUUAUUCCCUGAUACCAUUAAAGAAGAAAAAAAAAAGGAAGUCAUUUACUCUGCUUUGGGGCAUUACUGCCAUUCUCCCAUUUCUUUAGAUACUUCUGGAUUUUGUUUCUGUCUCUGUCUCUCCCCACCCACUUUCUCGGCAAUUCCAGGGUUGUAAACUCCUUAUUAUCAGGAAACUCAAUCAGAGAACUGAAAUACCUCACAGUACAAUUUAAACCUCUUCUUGAUCCCAUUCUCCAUGGGAAGAAAAAUUGAGUUGAUUUCUACUUUUUUCAGGAGCCACAUUUGCCACUUAUUAAUUGCUAUUUUGCCUAAUUUUUAAAAACUAAUAGGAAAAGCUCAUUAAAUUCAUAAUCAUUCUCUUGGUAAAUAUUAGGACAGGUAGAACUUAUUAACUCUUACCUUCUUUCUACUACCUGAUUUACAUCAUAAUCUUAUUGUUAAGCAACUCUGCAAUUAUGCAAGUAUUUUUCUUCCUUAGUUAUACAAUUGGUAAUGAUGGAUGCUCCUGAAGAAUGAUUCUGAUUGCGUGGCUCUUGUUUCCAUCCUUUGGUAAAAAUGGAGUCAUGAAUCUCACUUAUAUGAUAGGUUCUAGAAUUUAAUUAUCUAUGUGGUGUUAUUUGAUGAAUGUAGUUACCAACAUCAAAAGAGUUUCCUCCCUGCCUUUCCCCUCUGUAUUACCUUCUGAAGUAAAAAUUGGAGUACUGAAUGCCUAAUAAAGCAGAAUUUCAUGUACCAAACAACAAAAGAGUAUGAUUGGAGUAACUUACUGGCUGACUGAACAGUACACACUUUUUGUUUAAAUUUACACUGUAAUGCCUGGAUUAAGUAACAAUAAACUUGACAAGCCCUCUGAAAAACAGCUGCUAACAUACUGCUUUCUGGAAUGUAAUAGGAAUAAAUAUUCUCUUUUCUACUUAGUUACAGAAUACUAAUGGAAAUUUCUUGUAGACUAUUUGACAAUGAAUGUCAGUAGGUUUACUAUAAAAAUUUUUAGUUACAAAUUCUCUCAUUUCUUUAAGACUUGUUGGGGCUCUCUUGUCUUUGUUAUAGAAAAAUUCAAAUGACUGGAAUGCUGGCUUUGAAUUUCUAUGCACUGAAACGUCCUCUAGACUUAUCAGAUGGUUGGAGCUCCUUUGAUGGUUGGUGUACAAGAAGCUACAUAAAUGCAUUUGAACUAGUGCAUGAGUAAAAUUGCUAUUGUCAGCAAAAAUUUUUAAAAAAAAUGCUCCACAGCCCAGCUAAUAAAGAGAGAGUUUUGAUAAUUUAAAGGGGAAAAAAGUGUGCUCCAUAUAUAUUCUUGCACACACUUUAAUGCAUGAUUUUUAGUAUAGGGAUGAAAUAAAAUGCAAAAAAAAUUCUGGAGAUCUCAGCAGCUAGUUAAAAUAUUUUCAGAAGCUGCUUUAUGAGGAUUUAGAGAAUCCUUAAUUUCCCCCUUUCUUGUCUGUAUUAAAAUAUGGAUCUUUAACAUACAGUUUUAAAAAACAGGUUAAUCAUUGAGUUUUAUAAACUCAAUUCUUAAUCUUUGGCUAUUGGUUUUAUGCAUAGGAUCUCAGUAAAAUCUGGUAUCAGUAUAUAAAAGCUAAGUAUCAGCUUCAGUAUAAGCAUAGUACUUGAUUUUAAAUGUUAAUAUGCAAAUAUUAACAGUACAAUGUAUAUUCUAUGUAUCCAUGUAUUACUUUCCUUUUAUGUAAUAAAAAGCUUAUUAGAUGUAUAAGCCAUUGAUUACUUGAGUGCAAUUAGCUGAAAACAUUCUGUAGAAAGUGAUUUAUGAAAAUUUCAACUAAUAUUUAAAAAGGGGAAUAGAAAGGGAAUAGGAAGCUGAACAAAAUUUUUAAAAAUAAAGCUGUAUCUAUCUUUUUAGAAAUUAAGAUAUAAUUCACACAUUAUACACUCACUCUUUUAAAGUGUAAAAUUCAAUGUUUUGAGUAUAUUCACUGUCUUGUGCAAUUCUAACUUCAGAAUGUUUCAUCAUCUCUCCAAAAACUGUCCAUUAAGUGAAUCUGGCACCAAGUAAUCUGCUUUCUGUCUCUGUGAAUUUGCCUAUCCUGGACAUUUCAUAAAGAUACAGUCCUAUAAUCUGUGGUCUUUAGUGUCUGGUUUCUCUUAACAUAAUGUUUUCAAAGUUUAUCUUUGUUGUAUGAAUCAAUACAUUAUUAUGGCUAAGUAAUAUUCCAGUGUACAUGUAGAGUAUAUUUUAUUUUUCCAUCAAUUGAUGAACAUUUGAGUUGUUUCCCCUUCUUGGAUAUUAUAAAUAAUGCUGCUAUAAAGAUGUAUGUAAUGUUUUAUGUGUGGGCAUAUAUUUUCACAUCUCUCUUAAAAGCAAUUAGCUUAAAAAUUAAGUUAUUUGUAUUAAAUAGAAGCUCUUAAUGCUCUAUUUGGAAAAUGGAACUUAUGAUCUUAGUUCAAUUAAUCAAUUAGGAAACCCCCUUCAAUAUAUCAGUGAGAAUUUUUCUAUGAGCUUGUCAUUAGGUAUGAUUAAUUUCAGGAAGACUGUGCAGAAACUGUGUUGUCAUAGAAUUUCUAGUCUUCUGCACUGCUUUUGAAGGAUAGCUACGAACAAUGCUGGAGAAGAAAACCCAUUCAGUCUUUCAGGGUUCAUGAAGGAGCAUUUUUAAGGUACAAUUUCUAUUACAUAUUGACCAUCUUUUAAAGUUUGGGUGUACCUUCUUGGAAAAAAAGAUUGUUAAAUUGCCAAACCAUCUGAUUGUUCAUUGUAGUUUAAGCUUUUAUUAUUAAGAAAUAAUUCAUAAUGAGAGUAAAAGUACAAAGAAUGUAUUUUGUCUGCAGAGUAUGAAUGUAUUUAACAAAAUUUUUAUUUGUAACAAUUUUUUUUUUUAAAAACCUGAAUGGAAAUUGCUUUCCCAUGUACUUGUAUAUAAAUAAACAUUUCCUGUUGCCCA
Molecule: messenger RNA, 14440 nt
Organism: Cavia porcellus (domestic guinea pig)
Lineage: Eukaryota; Metazoa; Chordata; Mammalia; Rodentia; Caviidae
Gene: Rab30
Product: RAB30, member RAS oncogene family
Exons: 5
Coding region: 4886-5497 (203 amino acids)
Biological process (GO): Rab protein signal transduction; vesicle-mediated transport
Cellular component (GO): Golgi cisterna; trans-Golgi network
Molecular function (GO): GTP binding; GTPase activity
Source: RefSeq, a predicted model, not a curated record